CAGGACUAGAGAAACAGGCGAGGGAAAGGGUCAAUGGAUGCAUCCUUGCCAGCAGGUCUAAUGAAAAGACUUUGAUUCCCUGCUUACUGUCGUGCCUUGAAUGGCUUCCGGAUGGUGGACGAGAGUCGAUGUAAUAGCAAUGGCCAGGACCCCUAGAUUGACGAGCUCACCACAUUCGAGAUCAGAUAAUGUGGAAACUGGUGCCAUCGACGAUGAGUACAGAGCUCAGGAGAAGGAUUUUCGAGCAGCUUGUCUUCAUGCUGUGAUGCCUGCGGAUCUUGAGGCAGCCCAUAUCAUUCCCUUCUCGUACGGGUCAUGGAAAGAUUCUCAGAGGGAAAUGUUCGAAAUAUUAUAUCGAUUCUUCCCUGGGGUACGAAAAGGUGGAAUGAGAAUUACACACAUCAACGAUCUAUCGAAUGGCAUAACUCUGCAAGAUUCAAUCCACACGCAGUUUCGUCGUUUUCAGUUAGCUUUUGUGGCCACGGGUGUGGCAAACGAAUACAAGAUAAAGGUCUACGAUGAUUUUCCAACGGCAUACCGAACGUUCGUCCAAGACUCAGUCACCUUUCGCAAUGCCGAGGGCGACGACAACGAAAGCCUCCCCAACCCAAAAUUUCUCGAAUGCCACUACAGGUUGGUGGAAAUACUCCAUUUAUCCGGAAUGGGGGAAUACAUCGAAAAGAACUUGAGAGACUGGGAGGAACUUAGGGAUGCCUCGGUGGGUGAACAGGUGCAAGAAGAUGGCAGUACUGAUCUUGUCCAGUAUGUACGGGCCACCUUCUGGCAGUCUGUCAACGCAUAG
This is a messenger RNA of Aspergillus wentii DTO 134E9, 802 nucleotides long. RefSeq names its product HNH endonuclease signature motif containing protein. The transcript is spliced from 4 exons. The record is from RefSeq and is a predicted model, not a curated record. Lineage: Eukaryota; Fungi; Ascomycota; Eurotiomycetes; Eurotiales; Aspergillaceae. Bases 101 to 802 code for a protein of 233 amino acids.